Solanum verrucosum is the source of this 3096-nucleotide messenger RNA. Its product is annotated as glutamate receptor 3.3. Gene Ontology annotation, cellular component: plasma membrane. Bases 137 to 2977 code for a protein of 946 amino acids. Gene Ontology annotation, molecular function: glutamate-gated receptor activity. Lineage: Eukaryota; Viridiplantae; Streptophyta; Magnoliopsida; Solanales; Solanaceae. The record is from RefSeq and is a predicted model, not a curated record. The transcript is spliced from 7 exons.
AACAUUGCUAGUAGCAAGAAGAAGAUACAAGUCAGGAAAAAAGGGAUUUUGGCUGUGAGGUUUGAUGUGAUAUGCUCUUUUCCUAUGACCCUAACUGUUUGAGAAUUCUAUCUUGUAGAAGGAAGUGGUAGGAUGAAUGCUAAUUAAGCACACAAAGAUCCUGUGGUAUCAUUCAUCUAGGAUGAAUGUGGUUUGGAUUAUUGUCUCUUGUAUAGUAUGCUUUGGAGUGUAUUCAGACGGGUUGAGUGGGAAUGGCACUUCAAGGCCUGCUGUUGUGAAUGUUGGAGCUAUUUUUACAUUUGACUCUACAAUUGGAAGAGCUGCCAAGAUUGCAAUUCAGGAGGCUGUGAAAGAUGUUAAUUCCAACUCUAGCGUCCUCCAAGGAACCAAACUUGUUGUGCAGUUGCAAAAUUCCAAUUGCAGUGGAUUUCUUGGCAUGGUCGGAGCCUUGACAUUUAUGGAGACUGAUGUUGUUGCAGUAAUAGGCCCACAAUCUUCUGUAGUUGCCCAUACCAUAUCCCAUGUUGCCAAUGAACUCCAAGUUCCUUUCUUAUCAUUUGCUGCUACUGAUCCCACACUCUCCUCUCUUCAGUUUCCUUAUUUUCUUAGGACAACUCAAAGUGAUCAAUACCAGAUGGCUGCAAUAGCUGAGAUCAUUGAAUUUUAUGCUUGGAAGGAGGUGAUAGCGAUUUUUAUUGAUGACGACUAUGGGAGAAAUGGUGUCUCUGCAUUAGAUGAUGCACUUGCAACAAGGCGCUGUCGCAUCUCAUAUAAAGCAGGGAUUUCCCCUGGAGCUACUGUUACGCGAGGUGAUGUUAUGGAUGUUAUGGUAAAGGUUGCCCUGAUGGAAUCUAGAGUCAUUGUUCUACAUGCAUAUCGUACUUUAGGAUUGAUGGUACUUUCGGUGGCACAUUAUCUUGGAAUGAUGGGUGAUGGUUAUGUAUGGAUAUCCACAGAUUGGCUCACCACUGUGUUAGAUUCCUCUCCUCCCCUGCCACAAGAUACUAUGGAUACCAUGCAAGGAGUUCUAGUUUUGCGACAACACACUCCAGACUCUGAAAAUAAAAGAGCAUUUUUAUCCAGAUGGAACAAGUUGACAGGUGGUUUGUUAGGGCUAAAUUCCUAUGCUCUUCAUGCAUAUGACACGGUUUGGCUAGUUGCACAUGCCAUAGAUUCAUUCUUUAAUCAAGGAGGGACCAUUUCGUUUUCUAAUGAUACUAAGUUGCAAUCAGUUGAAGGAAGUAAUCUUCACCUUGAAGCAAUGAGUAUUUUUGAUGGUGGGCCACUUCUGCUGAAGAACUUAUUGGAGAGUGAUUUUGUUGGUUUGACGGGGCCUUUCAAGUUUAUUCCAGACAAAUCUCUUAUUCGUCCAGCAUAUGAUAUCAUAAAUGUAAUUGGAACAGGUUUUCGACGUGUUGGUUACUGGUCUAACUAUUCUGGUUUGUCUAUUUUGCCUCCCGAGACCUUUUACUCGAGGCCACCUAAUCGUUCAAGUACAAACCAAAAACUUUAUAGUGUUGUGUGGCCUGGAAACAAUGUUCAAAAACCUCGUGGAUGGGUUUUUCCAAACAAUGGUAAGCAACUGAAAAUAGGGGUUCCCAUCCGAGUUAGUUACCGGGAAUUUGUGUCUCAAAGUCCAGGCACUAACAAUUUUAAAGGUUUUUGCAUUGAUGUAUUCACUGCUGCUGUAAACUUAUUGCCAUAUGCUGUUCCACAUAAAUUUGUCCCCUAUGGAAACGGGCAUGAAAAUCCCAGCUACACCGAUAUGGUGAGGCUAAUCACAACCGGGAAAUUUGAUGGUGUUGUUGGUGAUGUUGCAAUAGUUACGAAUCGGACUAGAGUUGUCGAUUUCACUCAGCCAUAUGCCGCAUCUGGACUUGUUGUUGUGGCCCCAUUCCAAAAGUUAAAUUCCGGUGGCUGGGCCUUCCUAAGACCCUUUUCUGCUCAAAUGUGGGGAGUUAUCACUAUUUUCUUUCUCUUUGUUGGGAUGGUAGUGUGGAUUUUGGAGCACCGAACCAAUGAUGAAUUUCGUGGGCCUCCCAAACAGCAGUUGAUAACCAUUCUAUGGUUCAGCCUUUCAACUCUCUUUUUUGCCCACAGAGAGAAUACUGUAAGUACGCUUGGUCGCAUGGUGCUGAUCAUAUGGCUCUUUGUCGUUUUGAUAAUAAAUUCAAGUUACACAGCAAGUUUGACCUCCAUCCUCACUGUGCAACAAUUAUAUUCUCCUAUUAAAGGUAUCGAAAGCUUGAAAGAAACUGAUGAACCAAUCGGGUACCAAGUUGGUUCUUUUGCAGAAAGGUAUUUGGAGGAAAUUGGUAUACCAAAAUCCAGACUUGUUCCCCUUGGAUCACCGGAAGAAUAUGCUACAGCACUUCAACGUGGUCCUGCAAAAGGGGGUGUAGCUGCAGUGGUGGAUGAAAGACCAUAUGUUGAACUUUUCCUGUCAAACCAGUGCAAAUUCAGGAUUGUAGGUCAAGAGUUCACCAAAAGUGGGUGGGGUUUUGCAUUUCCUCGGGACUCUCCCUUGGCUGUCGACUUGUCAACUGCAAUUUUAACGCUAUCAGAGAAUGGAGAUCUCCAGAGGAUACAUGACAAGUGGUUAGCAAGAAGUGCGUGCAGUUUAGACAAUGCUGAGCUUGAAUCAGAUCGCCUUCACUUGAGAAGCUUUUCAGGCCUCUUUCUUAUAUGUGGGAUUGCAUGCUUUAUUGCUCUCCUAAUAUAUUUCAUCCAGAUUCUGCGUAAAUUUUGCCGGACUUCCAAUGCUGCAGUUGAUUCGGAUGGUCAGAAUACUACUUCACGUUCCAAACGUCUUCAAACUUUGUUGUCAAUUAUUGAUGAGAAAUCAGAUAAAUCAAAUAGAGGCAGCAAGCGAAGGAAAAUCGACAGAUCAGUUUCUGCUGACAACAUAGAAAAUGACUUGGGAAGGGAUUCCAGGUGGAGAGAAUCACAGGUUCCUUCUCAAAAUGAAAUUCAUUAGUUCAAUUAUGCCAGCUUACAUUUCUUACAGGGUUCUUACCAAGUUUCAAUUUUGACAACAUAGAAUUGUUUGACACAUCAUAUAUAAGAUUCAGCUGUCAACUGUAUAUUAGAACAAUC